AUGUUGGUUCAAGAACUUCUCAAGAAUAAAAAUUUUUCAAUUUCAACAUCUUCACAAACAAUGGAUGCUGCUGCUCACAACUGUGCCUUCACUCUCCUCAGCCCCGCCACCGCACCCGAUCUUCAGGCCAGCAGCUCACCCCAUCCCUCUCCCAGGCCAGUCCCUGGCUCUAAGCAGUGCAGUCUCCUCCUUUGCUUGUCUUCUGCAGCCCUGCAGGCCUACAAUCACCCUCUCUCUGCCUGCACAAUCUCUGACCAGGUAUAUGCAAAUAUGCCUAGGUUCCCUGCCAAUGGUCCUCGCGCCGCGGCGCAUUUUCACAAUCUCAUUGUCAAUGGGAGAUGA
Molecule: messenger RNA, 342 nt
Organism: Blastomyces dermatitidis ER-3
Lineage: Eukaryota; Fungi; Ascomycota; Eurotiomycetes; Onygenales; Ajellomycetaceae
Exons: 3
Coding region: 1-342 (113 amino acids)
Source: RefSeq, a predicted model, not a curated record